AUGGACCACAGCGCGUACUACUCGUCAGCAUCACCGGAGACUAAGAUGGAGCAAAUCCCGGAGACCGAUAUCUAUACCCCUUCCGGAUGGACAGACGGCAUGUUUAUGGCACCAGCAGCUCCAUUCUCGCCAGUCAUGAGUGACACUGACCAGAGUACCUAUACUCUUCCGGCAUCGGACGCAAGCUUCACAUCCCUCGGACCGUCAAUGUCACACGAAGUGUCCUCGAUAGACUCUUAUCAACCAAAUGUCUGGGCUCCUGAGCAAUCAACUUACAAUUUCUUUGCAGAGCCUGCUAUGGCUGAUAUCGAGAUGUUUGCUUUCCCUGCUCAAAGCAUGGAUGUUCCUCAACCCACUUUCAACACCUGGUAUCCCGUGCCGGAGAUCUCCGCUGAAGCGUACUUUCCCACGAACGCGCCAGGACAGAACUUUGCCGGGAUGAUCCCACAGACUGCCGGAUUUGUAGGCAAUCAAAUGACCAUGAUCCCUUCCACCGGACAUAACAACACGAUCCCUCGUGCUGGUCACGUCAGGGUUGACAGCCUGUAUGCUCAGGCUUGCCCACAAGAUGUCGCAGUAAGUCACAACCGGAUUGUAUCGGAUGCCCAUAUCCAGGAUGCUGCUGGACCCCGCCGGAUGACCGUGCCCGUGACCCUGAACGAGCCUGUACAGGUAGUUCCCAUGCCAAAAAUGGACCCAGACGUACCUUAUGGAGCCCCAAUUCAACAAUACAGGACGGGAUUUAUUAACGGAUCAAGCAUGCCAUUCAAUGGACAACCUUGCGCUCAGAUCUUGGGAAGCAACGUUUCAGUAUCUUCCGUCGGUAGUGUCGCUCCUUCCGGAUAUGAAGACGUCCCUGGAAGUCCAGCAUCGUCUACUGCGACCACUAGAACCAAAGCCGAGGACCACGAUGGCCGUGCACGCACUGACCCUUUGUAUUCCACCAGGCCUGGUAGAGACGGCAGCUAUCACUGUCCAUUCCUUGCAUCCGAAGGAUGUCAGCACAAGGCUACAAAGCUCAAGUGCAACUAUGACAAGUAUAUUGAUUCGCAUAUUAAACCGUUCCGCUGCAAACACCACAACUGCAACAACAACCGGUUCUCCUCCACCGCUUGUCUUCUUCGCCAUGAGCGCGAGGCUCACGGACUACACGGACAUGGCAACAAGCCCUUCCUCUGCGAGUUCAAGGAUUGUGACCGUUCAGGCCCGGACAAUGGAUUCCCCAGAGCUUACAACUUACUUGACCAUAUGAAGCGUGUGCACGGCUACCGCCCGGAAAAGGUCUCCAAAACACCUCCUGCCUCCAAUGCCGGGCGAAAUGCCGGGAAAUCACGGGACAAGGUGAACAAGAGAAAGACCAUGGGAGAAGUGGUCGACCAGAGAAGAGCAUCUACAGUCAAGAAGGAGACUGCAUCUCCAAGGCUUGCGCAGAAGCUUACCGUCGACUCUCGCACUGCCCACUGGCAGGCUCAGGUCAAUAUAAUGCAGAGACGCUCCCGCCAAUUUGGAUGA
Aureobasidium subglaciale EXF-2481 is the source of this 1512-nucleotide messenger RNA. RefSeq lists its product as uncharacterized. Bases 1 to 1512 code for a protein of 503 amino acids. NCBI's taxonomy places the organism in Eukaryota, Fungi, Ascomycota, Dothideomycetes, Dothideales, Saccotheciaceae. The transcript is spliced from 2 exons. The record is from RefSeq and is a predicted model, not a curated record.